This is a messenger RNA of Nycticebus coucang (slow loris), 1693 nucleotides long. RefSeq names its product SH3 domain binding kinase family member 2 (gene SBK2). The transcript is spliced from 4 exons. Bases 192 to 1187 code for a protein of 331 amino acids. Gene Ontology annotation, molecular function: protein serine/threonine kinase activity; ATP binding. The record is from RefSeq and is a predicted model, not a curated record. Gene Ontology annotation, biological process: peptidyl-threonine phosphorylation; peptidyl-serine phosphorylation. Lineage: Eukaryota; Metazoa; Chordata; Mammalia; Primates; Lorisidae.
CUACGACCCCCUGGAGUGGAGGCGGGGUCUUGCUCAGGGCAGGCCUCUGUUGGCUUAAACCCUGAGUGCUGGGUGCUGACCAAGACAGGCAGCAGAAGGGUCUGGCAGGACUUGGAGAAGGUGCGGACUGGAGGGCUGAGCCCUGUUUAGGAGGAAAGCAAGGUUUGUGGAGCGAGUCUGUCCUUGCAGAGAUGCCAGGCAAACAGUCUGACGAAGAGCUGGCAGAAGUGGAGGCUGGGGAGGAUGGAGGUGACGAGGGUAUGGGGGGCCUGACUGCAGAGGAACUCCAACAGGGCCAGGAGACUGCCCUGGCACUGGAGGACAUGAUGGCGCUGAGUGCCCAGACCCUGGUCCAAGCCGAGGUGGACGAGCUCUACCAGCAAGUACGUCCCCUGGGCCAGGGCCGCUUUGGCUGUGUCCUGCUGGUUACCCAUCGACAGAAAGGCACACCGCUGGCACUGAAGCGGCUCCCCAAGACUUCCACAUCCCUACGGGGGUUUCUGUAUGAGUUCUGUGUGGGCCUCUCACUGGGUGUGCAUUCUGCCAUCGUGACAGCCUAUGGCAUCGGCCUUGAGUCAGUCAACUGCUACAGCUUCCUGAUGGAGCCCAUUCUGCAUGGGGACCUCAUGGCCUUCAUCCAGCCCAAGGUAGGCCUCCCACAGUCUGCAGCCCAGCGCUGUGCAACCCAGCUGGCCUCCGCCCUGGAGCACAUCCACUCCCUGGGUCUGGUGUACCGGGACAUCAAACCAGAGAAUGUGCUUGUGUGCGACCCUGAUUGCCAGCACUUCAAGCUGACUGACUUCGGACACACACGGCCCCGUGGGACCCUGCUCCGUCUGGCUGGACCACCCAUCCCCUACACAGCCCCGGAGCUCUGUGCACCCCCGCCACUGCCUGAGGGCCUGCCCAUUCAGCCCGCCCUGGACGCCUGGGCCCUGGGAGUCCUGGUCUUCUGCCUACUCACUGGCUACUUCCCCUGGGAUCAGCCCCUGGCUGAGGCCGACCCCUUCUAUGAGGACUUCCUCAUCUGGCAGGCCUCAGGCCAGCCCCAGGACCGACCACAGCCCUGGUUCGGUCUGACACCUGAGGCAGACACUCUUCUGUGGGGGCUGCUGGACCCUCAUCCCCGAAGAAGGAGCCCUGUGAGCUCCAUCAGGGGCCACCUAGGUUUCCCCUGGAGACAGUAGGAGGGGGAGGCUGGGGGGGAAGUGGGUCCCAGGUUCUGAGACUUCCUCAGCCCCACUGGGCAACUCUCGGUUUCUCAUCUGCCUGUUUCCAUCUCUCGCUCAUGAUUUCCCCUCUGUGCCCUCCUGCCUCUCCUGUCUCUGCUUUUUUGGACCCUUUGCACUUGCUGUGCCCUUUGCCUGGCAUGCUCCAGGUUCACCCCGUCACCUCCUGCUGCCCCUGCUCCUUCCUUUCUGUGAUAUGCAUCCCCUUCUACUCAUAGGAUUUAUUUGUGGGGGGUAUUUUGUGAGCUCCUGGGGGGCAGGGGUCUUUGCCUGUCCUGUUUGCUGAGAGUCCAUUGAAGGGGGUCUGUCAUGGCCUCCCCUCUGAGUGCCUCCCACACUCUUCAUCUCCGUCUUCUGCCCUCUCCCAGGUCUCUCUCCUGCCUGCACCCUGCCGACCUGCCCUGGAUGCAGGGAGCUUUGCCUUCUCCCAUCCCAGCUGCUCUCCGCAAAUAAAGUCCAUCUGG